AUGAGGAAACUGCUGGAUGAAGGGACGGACGUGAACAUGGUGGACGAGCUUGGAUUCACAGCGCUCCAUGUGGCGGCUCUGCGGGGAGACAGGGACAUGGUGGAGUUCCUCUACAACCGGUCGGCAGAUGUAUCGGCGGCAACCUACUUCGACAAGAAGACAGCUAUGACGUACGCUGCUGAGCAGAAGCAGUCCGCCGUCCUCUCGUUCCUGCUGGAGAAAGUCAAGACAGACAUGAAAGGCAAGGGGAGCGCUGCGAGCCAUGGGAGGCAUGAGAGGCAACGGGACCAUAACGGAGCUGUGCCUUUAACACAUAACUUCAGCCUCAACAUCUCGAGAAGCAUGAAGGUCGUUCAGCGCCCUGUCUUCGAGCCCCAGGGCGGGACGUUCGGACCUGAUUCAGAGGUUGCAAUCACAUUGACGUGCUCCACUGCCGGGGCCCAGAUCUUCUACACAGUCGACGGCUCGACCCCGACGCCUUCAAGUGCGAUGCUGGUCAGGUCGUCGACGAGGAUGUAA
Molecule: messenger RNA, 519 nt
Organism: Guillardia theta CCMP2712
Lineage: Eukaryota; Cryptophyceae; Pyrenomonadales; Geminigeraceae
Exons: 9
Coding region: 1-519 (172 amino acids)
Molecular function (GO): protein binding
Source: RefSeq, a predicted model, not a curated record